Gaeumannomyces tritici R3-111a-1 is the source of this 810-nucleotide messenger RNA. RefSeq lists its product as hypothetical. NCBI's taxonomy places the organism in Eukaryota, Fungi, Ascomycota, Sordariomycetes, Magnaporthales, Magnaporthaceae. The record is from RefSeq and is a predicted model, not a curated record. Bases 1 to 810 code for a protein of 269 amino acids. The transcript has 3 exons.
AUGGCUCUGCUUCUCCUGGUUGGCAACUACUUGGUGUCUUUCGACCUGACGGCGAACCCAUUCAAGACCAGCUCAGGCGACGAUGCUACCUCGACCCUCCCGUCACCCAUCCAGAGCCGCACGAAAGUGGCCUCACAGGAUAGUUUAGACUGGUGGCGCCCAAACCCAAUCGAUCGCGUGUUACUUGCCUGGGUCCGGCGCAACAAAGGUCCGCGUCGAGAUGUUGAGGGUGCCUUCGUCAGUUGCAUCAUCGAUGUGAGCGACCUACAAACCUUCACUGGCAUCGCCAUCCUCACCAGCGGCUCCCUGUCACUACAAUGCGGCUCCGACGCCGACGCACCACCCCCCAUCUCGGCAUACCCCAUGGCCCCGACUUUUUUCUUCACCUGGCGUGGGGAGAACGAUGUGCCGGGGCGCAACAGCGGGGUCAACCCAUAUUCCCCGGCCAUCUGCUUCUUGGGCUUGCGGUAUGCGCUGUCCCAUUUCAGUCAAGGCUACAGCCUAUACACUUCCUCUACGUUCCUGGGUACCGUCUUUUCAGCAGGACUGUUGCUCUUUAGCUUCAUGAGCAGGACAGUGAAGCUCUUCAGGCCUCUUUCCCACUUCUUCAAUACCUCCCUUCGGCGCCUAAUCGGCGAUGUUGCGCGCCGCGCCGCUUCGCGAGUCCUGACAUGGACUCAGCCUUCAAACUCUCAAGGUGCGAGUUUUUAUCUUUGGAAGCAUUUCUGCUUGCGGUCAGUGACGGCGUUGUUCUUGGCAUCCCGCGUGAUCGCCAACCUGUUCGCGUCGCUCUUGUUCGAGGUAUGGUGA